AUGCCUCCGAAGAAGCGACCUGCCGCGAUCGCGGCUGAUGAUGACGAAGAAGAGCCUCGGAAGAGUCGGAAGGGGUUCAAGGAAUGGCACAAGCUGCGAGAUGCUCUGUUGCCGUUCAUAGACAAACGAUUUUUUACUUCGUACCCCACGGAUCGCUCAAUCGCGAAGAUCGACAAGAAGCUCUUCCAGGGCAUCUUGAACAACUGCAGACAGUUGAGUCCUACGUGGAACUUUCCGGAUACCGUCAUCAAGAAAGCCUUGCUAGGGGUGCUAAAGCACGAGGACAUUACUGGCAAGCAGCGAGAUCAGAGCCGUGAUCCACCGAAGGCACAGCCGAAGGCACAGCCGCAGGAUGAGGUGGCCUGUGAAGACAUGGAAGCAGCGGCGGCUUUCCUGGCCAACGAUUGGUUUUUGAACACGCUGGAUGGGAUGAUGGGCGGCUUUGAUCCAUCGGCUAGUGGUGCGAGCUACCUUUCGCCGACUCCUGGUCCAAGUCGACGCCGAGAGACGCAGCUGCUGGAGAGCCCAGCCGCCGAGGAGCCGCCUCGGAACAAGCGAAAAGCCGACGAAGAACCGAAGCCCGAGAACAACAAGAGAAAACCUAGUCUGAAGAAGAUGAGCGCUUUUGUGGACGAGAAGGACAAAGACGCCGAGAAAGACUCCGAAAAGCAGUCCAACGAGAAGACCCGCAAGAAGCAGUCCGACAAGAAGGCCCCCGAGAAGCAGUCCGACAAGAAGGCCCCCGAGAAGCAGUCCAACGAGAAGGCCCCCGAGAAGCAGUCCGAGAAGGCCCCCGAGAAGCAGUCCAACGAGAAGGCCCCCGAGAAGCACUCCGACAAGAAGGCCCCCAAGAAGCAGUCCGAGAAGGCCCCCGAGAAGCACUCCGACAAGAAGGCCCCCGAGAAGCACUCCGACAAGAAGGCCCCCGAGAAGCAGUCCAAGAAGGCCCCCGAGAAGCAGUCCAACGAGAAGGCCCCCGAGAAGCAGUCCGACAAGAAGCCUGGCGAUAUCUGGUGGGACUACGAGAUGCAACGUGCCUGCCUCGAAAGCCAGACCGGCCCGGUGUUUUCUUCGAAGCCCUUUGUGAAAGAGGAUGAGGUUUUCGUUCAAUUCCCCGAUGGUCUUAUGUGGUCGGUUCCGCACCUCGUGCCUGCAGACCUAGAGAGUGGUCUUGGUUUGCCGGCCCCGACUGUUCCCGAACAGAAGCCCAAGGCGACAGCCAGCAAACGCAAACCGAAGGCCGACAAACCUAUCGAGGACUAUGUGUACUCGAUAAUCCGCUGCAAGUACUGCACGCAAGGCUCCAAGAACCCCCUGAUCAAGGUCGAGGCUCGCGAGGAUCGCCACGAUGCCACGAGCAGGUGGGUUCAGAAGCUCCAGCUGGUUAUCCGGACCGGCCUCAGUGUGAGGAAAGCGAUGCACAUCGCCAUGACCUUCGCCGAUUGCUAUGUGUACAUGAACUUGAAUCCGGCGGAGAUCAACUACAGAGGCUGUCGAGAUGAUCUACUGGCUCACGACCACGAUUGGGAAGCUUCAGCUUUGGAUUGGCAAACUGUCAAUUCGCUUGGCCUGAAACACUUCCCGAAGUCGCCGAAAGAGUCGCCUAUCAAGAUCCCGAAGCCCAAGCAGACCCAGAUCGUGGAUGACCAGGCCAAGAACGAGCCGCAGGGAGAUGAUGAUGAUGAUGCCGAGGGAGAUGAAGAAGAAGAUGGGGAACAUGACCCUGCAGUAGAGGAAGGUUUCUAG
Messenger RNA from Symbiodinium sp. CCMP2592, 1746 nucleotides. The record is from the annotation of a GenBank genome assembly. Lineage: Eukaryota; Dinophyceae; Suessiales; Symbiodiniaceae.